Sycon ciliatum is the source of this 3711-nucleotide messenger RNA. Its product is annotated as prolyl endopeptidase FAP-like. Gene Ontology annotation, molecular function: dipeptidyl-peptidase activity; serine-type peptidase activity. Gene Ontology annotation, cellular component: plasma membrane. The transcript is spliced from 12 exons. The coding region runs from base 253 to 2763 and encodes 836 amino acids. Gene Ontology annotation, biological process: proteolysis. The record is from RefSeq and is a predicted model, not a curated record. NCBI's taxonomy places the organism in Eukaryota, Metazoa, Porifera, Calcarea, Leucosolenida, Sycettidae.
UACUUGCCUGAAAAGUGAAAAUGUCAACUGAAGUCUGAAACAGUGAAAGAAACAGCUGCAAUCAUUCAUGGUCCUUCCGCUGAGUCUGUCCUCCACCAUGUAGACCUACCAGUAGAUCUACAACAAGUACAAUCUUCCCGUUGUAUGGUCGAAAUCACAAUCAGCGGCUACUGCAUGUGUGCGUGUGGAUAACAUUUAGCACAAGGCUACGAAGUUACGAGCUCUCGUCCCGGACACUGCUGAUCGCUGGCCAUGGCGGCACAGACUCAGAGCACCAGUGCUGAGUAUGAGAAGGUGAAGAGUACGAGUGCUCUGGAAGACGACGCACACCACGAUGACAAAUUUACAAGCAGCGAGGGAGAUCGCCUAUUGGCGGUGGAGGCUGAUGCAGUACGUACGAAGCGCAGAAGAGGCGUGUGUACUGUUUUUCUAGUGGUCAUGGCACUGGCUGCAGCGGUCGGCGUUGGUGCGUAUUUCCUGACCAAAGCGACGACUAACAACAAACCCAAUAAAUCUCCUCUCUUUUUUGAAGAUGUCUUCAGUCCUAGCUUUACUCCACGGUCAUUCUCUGCAGCAUGGAUGCCUAAUAGUCCCAGACUGGUGUACCUUGUCAAGAACGAAUCCGCAGUGGUCAUUACGACCAUUCAAGUCGACGGCCAGCUCUCCACCUCCCCUAGAGAUUCUGGCAAAGCGUUCUGUGUCCUACCCGAGGAGUUCACCAACCUGUCUGUUGCCACGUUUUGGCUAUCCCACGAUGAAAGGUAUGUCCUUGUCGCCGUCAACCAAAGUCAAGUGUACCGGCACUCGCGUCUUUCCGAGUACGCCGUCGUGCAGUGUGAUCAACACGACGCGCACAACUCUACCCUGCUAGGCUGGCUGCACGACGGUGCCACGCUACGCUAUGCCGCCUGGGCCAGAGCUGGCAACGCCUUGUAUUUCGUGACGGCCGGCGCCAGUCAGAUGUUCACCGUCGGUAGCGUGGACAUGCUGGAAAGCAGCACAGCCAUCUCCGAGCUUGGUAUCGACGGCGAGUUGUUCUACGGCAUACCGGACUGGCUGUACGAGGAAGAGAUAUUUUCAUCUGAUCACUCCAUGUGGCCAUCACCGGAUGAUGGGCUUGUUGCAUACACUUCUAUCAACGAGACAGGUGUGAAGUCGUUUGCCUGGACGGUGUUCGGUGACCCGAACGACGGUUAUGUCACUCAGACCGCCAUCCGCUAUCCCAAGGCGGGCAGUCCCAAUCCGUCGGUGAAGCUGCAUGUUGUGUCAGUGGCGAGUUUGUUCACAAGUGAGCUCCUGGCACCCGAACACUUGCUGAGCGUUGAGCACUACCUAAUGCAGGUUCACUGGCUAUCAUCAUCACUAGUCUGUGCACUGUGGAUGGAUAGGCUACAACAGAACGCAGUGUUUGCCGUCUACAAUAUCACGAUCGGUGACGUACCGGGUGCACCGUACUCCGCAGCGUUCACUCUCAACAUCACCUCACAGACGUGGAUUGAAAACUACCCGAUGACAUCGACCGUCGACGGCGACGCCAUCGUUGUUAAAAUGCCGCGCCCAGAAGGCCAGCGCUUUGUGCAUCUGGCGUUGAUUCGCAUCCCAGCCAGUGGAUCCAGCCUGGAGACGGUGUACUUGACGUCGGGUGACUGGGAGGUAACACAGAUCCUGUAUGUAUCUCGCAUGCAUGUUGCCUUCGAGUCCACCAUCCCUGGCCGCCAGUAUCGCCAGGUCUACCGCGUACCGAUCGAGCAGACGGACGUUGUUAAUCCCGAAUGCGUUACGUGCUCGUGCGGCGAUCCCAAGUCCUGUGGUUACAACUCCUUCUCGUUCAACCCUGGUCAGCAGUAUGUACUACAGCAUUGUCACGGACCAGGGGUACCACAGACAUUACUCUCAAACAUACAGACGAAUGGCACUGCUGUCGUCAAAGCCAUCAUGGAAGACAACCAAGCCCUGCUCAAUGCUACAAAGGAAUACUUCAUCCCAGAGCCGGAGUUCCUGACCAUUGAAGCAGGCGGAGUUAAAAUGCCGGCAAUGAGAUUGAAGCCCAGCGACGGCAGCUCCAAAUACCCGACAUUGUUCUACGCCUACAACGGUCCCCUGUCGUACAGUGUGGCUGCAUCCUAUACACUGUCGGGAACUCGAGGUCGCUGGCACGCAGAGCUCAUAGGACAGUAUGGUUUCCAGAUUAUAAUCGUUGAUGGCCGUGGUACUGGGUAUUUGGGAGAUGUAUACGGCAAAGCUCAAUAUCGACGGCUUGGCGUGGUGGAAACAGAGGAUCAGAUUGCUGCAGCACGGUAUGCAGUCGAGCACCUGAAUGCUGAUGGGAGCAAACUAGCAUUCUGGGGUUGGUCGUAUGGUGGAUACAUGGCCUCAAUGCUGGCUACGUCGGGUACAGGUGUGUACGCGGCAUGCAUAGCUGUCGCACCGGUCACAGACUGGCGGUACUACGACACCGCUUACACGGAGAGAUUCAUGCGCUUGCCAACACCAGAGGACAACUUAGCGAACUAUGCGAGCACGUCAAUAUUGAGUCGGACGGGCAGUUUCAACAACACUAAAUUCAUGUUGAUUCACGGCACGGCCGAUGAUAACGUACAUUUCCAGAACACCGCACAGCUGGUCAGGGCCAUGGUGGAGAGCGAGGUGGACUUCCGCCUUCAGUUCUACACGGAUAAAGCACACUCGCUGAGCGGGUCACACACCCAGAAGCACCUGUACCGCAACAUGGGCCAGUUCCUGCGCUCUGCCCUGAAUGUGUAGAGCUCUCAGCUUGCGUUCUCGCGUGCAGCGCAUAUGCCUGUCACUACACUGGUGCACGUGAAUAUUGUCAACGUCCCUAUCUUCGAUCAACCGUGUCAUCUCAGCCACACAUCAACAGUACAGCGUAGCUAUGUUCGAUAUUGUCAACAUUCCUGUCUUCAAUCAACCGUGUCAUCUCAGCCACACAUCAACAACAUAGCUAUGUUGAAUAGCAACUUCUACAAGUGUAAGCAGUUCUUAGCCAUUUUCUGCUGUAGGUCCCACACACACACCUCAACAAGCGCAUGCAUAGGAGUAGGUAGAUCUGAUUUACUUAUAGCUAUCAAGUACACGUAUACUGCAUAUUCGUUCUAAAAUCUAAAUUCUAAAUGGAUUUGUUUUUAUAGAUCGUUAAACGGUUGGCAGCAGUGUAAAUUAGCAGCUUGCUCCCCCCCCCCCAGUAACAUUUACUUCUGACCAUGCACUAGCCCCAUCUGAAUUCCCCCAGUGCUCUCUGUGUGUAACACUGCUGUCACCUUGUCUUUAGCUCAGCUGCUCUGUAUACGAACGUGGUGGUUUAGGAUCACUCAUCGGGUUAUUAGAUAUACCAUAUAGUCCAGCGAUAUUGCUUUCUUGAUUUCCGACGGUUCUUCUGAGAUUCCUGCCCCCAUCUAUGAUGAUGCGUGUUCUGGGGCAAGCCAAGAUUUCUGCAACGACUGGUAUCUCUUGUUUUAUCCUGUUCGGAGUUUUGGUACAAGCCCUUGAUCGAUUUGGCUCUUUUAUAUCUUUUGAAGUUUUUACCAAACCGUUUGUUUGUCCCUUAUACUCGUAAAUUGAUCGCAGAGGUUGCUACCACUAUUCUGUUUGUUUGUUUCAGUUUGAGAGUUUCAUGUUAUGCCUUUAUGAAUUGUUUUAUUCCGCUUUUCCUAUCGUUUUGGAGUCAGUUUGCCAGUCACUGGCGUCUCCUGU